AUGAACUCCAACAGAAUUAACACUAAUAACAUUAAACAACAACAACAAAUAAUUGAUGGACAACAAUUAAUUCAAUCACGUUCAAGUAUUUAUUCUUCUGAUGGCUUUUCUUGUUCAUCUGACAGUUUACCUGCCCCUUUAAUUUAUCAAAGAAAUUCUUCGAAUAUUGUAGAAUUUGAACAAAAUCAGCAAAAUAUUCACUUAAAUCAAAACAAUAAUAGUCAAGUUCAAACAAAUUUGGCUUGGGAUACUUUUAGGUUAUUACCUCCAGAACCUGAUAAAAAUAAUAAAGCCAAUUUAUAUAUCAUCUUUCUUCAAAUACUCAAAUUAUUAACAUUUUUUGUACUUUUUAUUAUCACACUUAGCAGCUCUAUAAUUUCUAAAUUAAUUUUGCUUGUAAUGGCUGCAGGUUUAGGACAAUCUGGUAAAAAUAUAAGUAUUUGUCCUGACAAAAUACCUGAAUCUACAGAAAAUAGGGUUAUUAUUUCACCAAAAAAUGCGGCAAAAUGGGCUUGGGCCCUUCUAUUGUCUUUAUGUUUACCUGAAUUAUUUUGUUUUGCUCGUUCUCUACAUCGAAGUAUGUUCAGAAAAGUUAGAGGCCUUGCUUUUGCUCAUUUUUUAAUUAUGUUUACAGUAGAAAGUGCUCAUGCAUUUGGAUUGGGUACCUUAUCUUUUAGAAUUAUGCCAAAUAUUUCAGCCAUUACCAUUCUUCAAUUAGCAAAUUCUUUGUGUUUAAUUCCUUCCAUAUUACUUUUAUUUAGUCGACCUAUUAAUCGGUGGCUUCCAUUAUUUUUAUUAAUUGAUACUAGUGCAAUUUUUGCUCAAUUAAGUGCUUUUAUUUGGAAGAAAUAUUUUCCGAUUGACAAUUUUAUAUUUUUAUGUACUUUUUUAAUUUCCAUUACUUGGUGGCAGAAUUUUAUGCACCCAAAAUCGUUUUUUCCGUUAACAAGAUUUUUUGCUUAUUAUGCAACAAAAAUACGUGAAUGCCGUUCUAAGGCUUAUUUGAUAAUUUCGCCAUGGAAAUGUUUAAUUUUUACUUUUUGUAUGUUUCAAUUUGUUCCUUCAAAUAAUGUUUCAAUUAAUUAUUUACUUCAAAAAGACCCCUUUGGAGAACAUUUAAUUACCAUAAAUGCCUAUAAUUUAAAUCAAACACAAUUAAAUUUAUUUCAAAAAAGAAUGGAAGAAUUACAAAGAAUUAAUGAGGGAUAUAGUAAAUAUCAACAACAAAUAUUAACCACAAAAAUAAAAUUAAAUAGAAAAAUUGUUGAAGAAAUAAAUGGAUUAAUUAAUGGAACAAAAAAUAAUUUUAAAAAUAAAAAAAUAAUUGUUGAAAGAAAAAUUAAAGAAAAAAUUAAAAGGGAAAGAAGAAAAGUUGAGAAAAAGGAGGAUGAAGAAGAGGAAGAUGUAGCUGCUUAUAAUAUUUAUGAGGACCGUAUAGAAUUAAACCAAUUUACAACAGCUUAUGAUGCCCUCUGGUUAGCGUUUAUUCAAAUCGGAAGUUCUUUAAUUUGUCAAUUAAGUGCUAAAUUUGCUUGCAAAGUUUUAAUGCAAAGAAUGGGGUUGGCACUUCCCGUGUUUUUGUCUGUUCCAAUUAGUAUAAUAUUACUUUCAAAUUUUUGUCAAAAAAGAGCAAAAGAUUCGUGUUAUUUAAAUGAUUGGAUAAGUAAGGAAUUAUUUUGGAAAUGCCCUUCUAGAUCAUUAACUUGGAAUCGUUUUUGGAGAGAAUUUCCAAACAUUUUAUGGUUGGGGUGGUGGUUAUCACAAUCUUGGGUUACAAUACACAUUUGGUUUCCCAAACAAGAGAGAUUAGCUAAAUCUGACGAUUUGUUCCUCCUCGGCUAUUUUGAUGGAGUAUUUCCUGAACAAUCCAUUUCUUUGGAUCGGAGAAGGGACGAUAAAAUUCGAAUUCGAUCUGAUGAGAUUGAAACUGAAGAUGAAGAUGAUGGAAAUGGAAGUACACAUACUUGUGAAUCAGCUGCUUCUGGAAAUUCUCCUAGGCCUACAGCUGGUUUAAUUAAUGCCACAUCUGUUAGUAGUAGUAUAAGCAAUACUAGUCAAAGGUCAGAUGGAGGAUUAAUAAGGUGA
Messenger RNA from Meloidogyne enterolobii, 2085 nucleotides. Lineage: Eukaryota; Metazoa; Nematoda; Chromadorea; Rhabditida; Meloidogynidae. The record is from the annotation of a GenBank genome assembly.